CCCCUCGCUAACGUGAGCACUGCUUGAUUCUCUCCCUCACUCCGACAGAGAGGAGCAGACGUGAAAUAACCUGACUUUUUCAAAAAAAACAACACAAUUGUGUUUUGUUAGUUUUUUUGUGUACGGACGACGCGGUUAUUUUUUUUCUUUAACAAUCCAGAAAAGUGUCGUCCGGCGUGGAUAAACUCGCUGGAGGACGUUUUAAAUCCAAAAGGUGAGUGGGGACUUUAAAACCUCCCAGAAAUGGACGCGAUGACGCUACUUUUGUUUUAAAUUUGUGUCGCAACACACUUUGAAAAAACUUUGUCGACAAAUGUGGCGCGCUGAAACCAGUCCUUCCUGCUCGGCGGAGACUCUUUGACUUGCAGGUUAAAAAAAAAAAAAAAAAGUCCUGUAGUACAACGUGUGUAAAAAAACAGGUUUUAGAAAUGGCGGGUGUAAGUAAUGUCCACAUGAAAACCUUGGAGGACCUGACUUUGGACUCUGGCUAUGGCGCGGGAGACUCCUGCAAGUCCCUCAGCCUGUCCUCCUCCAAGUCCAACUCCCAGGCCGCCACGACGACCCCUCACCGGGGCACCUGGUGGUACUACUCGGGCUCCAUGAACAGCAGGAACAACAGCUGGGACACGGUCAACACCGUCCUGCCCGAGGACCCGGAGGACAUCUUCUCCAAGUGUCCUCGCCUGCCCGACCUGGAAGAGUUCCCCUGGACCGAGGAGGACGUGGCCAAGAUACUCCGCCAGGUGGCCGAGGGCGGCGCCGCCAAGGGCGUCCACGCACCUGUCUUCAUCACGGAAGCCGUGAGGCGGCUGUCGACGCUCCUCCGCAAGGCUCUCAUCCGCAUCUCCAGGGAGGCCCAGCGUCUGAGCGUCAUGCACUGCCGCUGUACCCGCUUCCAGGUGCAGAGCGCCAUGAGGCUGGUGCUCAGCUGGUCCCUGGCGGACUACUGCGUGUCCGCCUCGGUCAAAGCCAUCUCCAUGUACAGCAUGAGUGCGGGCGAGAUGCUGAGGAAGGGCAAGUCGGCCCGCUGCGGUCUCACCUUCUCCGUGGGACGUUUCUUCAGAUGGAUGGUGGACACCCGCGUGUCCGUGCGCAUCCACGAGUACGCCGCCAUAUGCCUGACCGCCUGCAUGGAAGCUCUGGUGGAAGAGAUCGGAGCCCGAGUGCUCAUGUCUGAACGGGGCCAUCCGGGGCCUGAUGGGGGGUCGACUUGUGCGCCAGUGAGCGGCGAGGCCUUGGAAGGAGUUGUCAACAAUGACGCCGAGCUGUGGGGAGUCCUGCAGCAGUACGAACACCUGAUCUGCGGGAAGAACGCCAGCGGUGUCUUGUCAAUCCCGGCCCAAUUCAGUCCCUAUACAGAGAAUCAGCAGACUUCUGUGGACUGCAGGGAGGAUGCCUAUGCCCAGCUGGAGCUCAGGACGCUGGAACAGUCUCUGCUGGCUACCUGUGUGGGCAGUAUCUCUGAACUCAGUGAUCUGGUGUCCCGUGCCAUGCACCAUAUGCAGCGCCUGAGCUCAGUGCGCCCAGGGCUGAGUCCAGCUCGCCACUCACGCCCCCAGCAGCCUGUGUCCUGGUCACCUGACGCCCUCCACACCCUCUACUACUUCCUGCGCUGCCCGCAAAUGGAGUCCAUGGAGAAUCCCAACUUAGAUCCCCCACGCAUGGCAUUAAGCAAAGAGAGGCCAUUCCUGCUGUUGCCGCCUCUGAUGGAAUGGAUCAGAGUGGCCAUAGUUCACGCUGAACAUCGCAAGAGUCUGCUGGUGGACACUGAUGAUGUCAGACAAACUGCCAGGCUGCUCCUCCCUGGACUGGACUGUGAACCCAGACAGCUUAAGCCCGAGUGUUGCUUCAGCUCCUUCAAGCGCUUGGAUUCCAAAGGAGCCACAGACAAGUUCCACCUUGACCUGGGCUUCCGAAUGCUCAACUGCGGCCGCACGGACCUCAUCGGCCAAGCUAUUAGCUUGCUGGGGCCUGAUGGCGUCAACAGCAUGGAUGACCAGGGGAUGACCCCUCUGAUGUACGCCUGCGCUGCUGGGGAUGAGGCCCUUGUCCAGAUGCUGAUUGACGCUGGCGCCAACCUUGAUGUGGCGGUUCCCCCGUGCUCCCAGAAGCACCCGUCCGUGCAUCCUGACAGUCGACACUGGGCGGCGCUCACCUUCGCUGUGCUGCACGGACACAUCUCAGUAGUGCAGCUACUGUUGGAUGCUGGGGCCAAUGUGGAGGGCGCUGCAGUCCGUAAUGGACAGGAGAGCACGGCCGACACCCCGUUGCAGCUGGCCUCAGCAGCAGGCAACUAUGAGAUGGUGACCUUGUUGCUGGCAAGAGGUGCCGAUCCUUUAUGGAAGGCCCGCGAUGGAAACGCCCUGACAUCAUCCCUUCAUGAAGACAUGAACUGCUUCAGUCACGCUGCAGCACACGGACACAGGAACGUGCUGAGAAAGCUCCUGACUCAGCCCCACAAAGUCAAAGAGGACGUCCUGUCCCUGGAGGAGAUACUGGCUGAGGGGGUGGAGGGGGAGGAGGGUGGCACGUGCCCUUUCCUCCCUCUAACACCCCACCCCAACCCCUCCCCCGAGGGGGGCUUAGCCAGACUAUGCAAGGCCAGGAUGAAGGCUCUGCAGGAGGCCAGCUACUACAGCGCAGAGCACGGCUACCUGGACGUCACCAUGGAGCUGCGAGCGCUAGGUGUGCCAUGGAAGCUGCACGUGUGGCUGGAGUCUCUGCGCUGCGCUCAGCAGCAUUCCAGGACCGGGGUCACCUUGUCCCUUCUGAGAGAGUUCACCACCAUCAGAGAAGAAGACUACUGUGAGGAGCUGGUCACCACAGGCCUGCCGCUCUUCUUCAACAUCCUUUGCACCACCAAGAAUGACGCCAUCAUACAACAGGUGUGCAGCAUUUUGAGUCACUGCUUUGGCCCAGCACCACUUCCUGCCGUGCCCGAGAUGAAGGCAACGCUCUCAGCACAGCUGGAUCCUCACUUCCUGAACAACCAGGAAAUGUCGGACGUGACUUUCUUGGUAGAAGGAAAACCUUUCUAUGGCCACAGAGUCCUGCUGAUAACGGCCUCCGACAGAUUCAAGAAUCUACUCGCAUCCUCUGCUUCUGAUAAAAGUGGCGCCAAGCUGAUCGAGAUCAGCGAUGUCAAGUACAGCGUGUUCCAGAUGAUGAUGUCAUACCUGUACUGUGGUGGAACAGAGUCGCUGAAAACCAGAGUGUCUGAUUUGUUGGAGCUGCUGUCAGCUGCCCGUGUGUUCCAGCUGGGGGCGCUGCAGAGACAUUGUGAGCUCUUGUGCUCUCAACUCAUCAACCUGGAUAAUUCAGUCAGCAUCUACAAGACAGCCAAGAUGGCGGCGCCCGGACGGGCUUCGGCGUGGAGGGGCUGUUGGUAAAGAUGGAACAUUUGGCAAAAAUACCGGACAAUUCUGCAAAUUUCAUGGCUGGCUUACAGCGUGGUCACUCCGGGAUCACUUACGACCGCCAGACAAUUCUGGAUGUGGAUAGAUCGGGCCGUUUUGGACUGAAUGACGCGUGCUUGCUAGACCAGCUAGCUAGCAUGGGAAUACUUUGCCGGCUACAUCCAGCGGCCUGUGAAGCAGCGGAGUAUAUGUGUUGUCUGUCUAUUUAUGAAUAAUGCAGACGAGGAGUGUUGGCUGAGUUCUUAACGUUUACUUUCAGAGCGUGCAUAUCACAACAUACAAGAUGCCGUCAUGGCGACACGCAUGCUCGUCACUCCUGUUGCAUGCUGGGUAGGGUAGUUAUUCUUUUCCCUGGCUCAUAACAUCACAAUAUAGUACCAUGUAUAUGAUGCGUGCAGUUUAUCAAAGCACCAAGCAAACAAUCGGAAAAUUCCCAUCAUAUCAAUUCCUAGAUAUGGUCAUAAUUAUUUUAAGUGCACUACGCAGAAUAAACACAACAUUAUUAAUAUUGCUACUACGGAAAAUUUAAUCAAAAAUUCCCUAAAACAGCCCACUACCUAUAAUAUAGGUUUUUUAAACAUAAGAUCCCUGAUAAAAAAUGUUUUCCUGCUGUUACCUCAGAAAUUGCCUGUUCAGAUGUUAUGAUUGUGGCUCAGAGAUUUGUAUGUAGAUUAUAUUUAUUUUCCAUAACAAACAGGAUAACUUAAAUACCCUGGCAGUGGCAAUUAGCUGAAAUGUUUGGAUUUACAUUUUUUGAGUUGAUUUUCAUAAAAUAUGCUAUUUAACUGCUACUGUUUAACAAGGAAUGAUAUGAAUUGUGUUUGCACAACAAAUGUUUUGGCGCUUUUGUUCAUGUGGGAGAAUAUUCCAAUAAAGGUGCACUACACACUA
This is a messenger RNA of Nerophis ophidion (straightnose pipefish), 4307 nucleotides long. Its product is annotated as ankyrin repeat and BTB/POZ domain-containing protein 2-like. Gene Ontology annotation, molecular function: protein heterodimerization activity. The record is from RefSeq and is a predicted model, not a curated record. Bases 429 to 3389 code for a protein of 986 amino acids. Lineage: Eukaryota; Metazoa; Chordata; Actinopteri; Syngnathiformes; Syngnathidae. The transcript has 17 exons.